Molecule: messenger RNA, 1145 nt
Organism: Nymphaea colorata (pocket water lily)
Lineage: Eukaryota; Viridiplantae; Streptophyta; Magnoliopsida; Nymphaeales; Nymphaeaceae
Exons: 4
Coding region: 260-772 (170 amino acids)
Molecular function (GO): acid phosphatase activity
Source: RefSeq, a predicted model, not a curated record
UUCUUAUUUAUGCUUUAAAAUUUGCCCCAAGGGGAAGCCACCGUCCGGUAGUCGACUACCAAACAAUGGAAACUAAGGAGGUAGGAAUUUGAAUCCUCGUGUAUUUCCCACGAAACCCUUGGACUGUGUCCAAACAAGAGAUUAGGACAUCGGGAAGAUCCAAUUUUCUCACGUUGCGAGCAACGAAACGAGGCACCAAGAGAGUGGUAGACGCUCCUUAGCGAGGGGAUAGAGAGAGAGAGAAGGUUGGGGAAUAAGGAUGGGAGACGAUCGGGUGAAGGCGGAAGCGUCGCAGGUGCUUGGUCUCUUCCAGGUCCUUCCUCGCCUCGUCGUCUUUGAUCUUGACUACACCAUCUGGCCCUUCUAUUGUGAAUGUCGUUCCAAACGUGAAAUGCCAUCCCUGUACCCACAUGCCAAGGGUAUAAUACAUGCUUUAAAGGAUAAAGGAGUUGAUGUAGCAAUUGCUUCUCGGUCACCUACACCAGACAUAGCAAAAGCAUUCUUGAAGAAGCUAGGGCUUGAGGACAUAUUCGUAGCAAAAGAGAUUUUUUCAAGUUGGACCCAUAAAACUGAGCAUUUUGAGAGAAUUAAGCGGAGAACAGGAAUCCUUUACAAUUCAAUGCUUUUCUUUGAUGACGAGUAUCGCAACAUUGAAGCUGUUUCAAACAUGGGGGUCACAAGCAUUUAUGUUGACAAUGGAGUGAACCUUGGAGCUUUGAGAACCGGUCUUACAAAGUUUGCAUCAAACGCUGCUGGUGGCAAGAGAACGUGACCUAAUUCAACCACAGGAGCUGCAAGCUGCAUUGGAUAUAACACAAACUUAGAUCUAAAGAACCUAAUGCUGCAGUUUGAGUUUAGAAGAACUUGAAUGAUGGAUCAAAGGUCUUUUUUGUGGUGAUUGUGUGAAGCACUUAGCCAGCUUCAUCUUUGCUUCUUUACACCUUCAUUCUGCCUUUUGGCCUUCGCUUGAUGAUUGGAACUUUGUCAUCUAUUUCUUGUUUAAGCUACAGUGUAUUAAAUCCUCCUCUCUAUUUAAGAGAGCUUUUACAGGAGAAUUGGCGGGACAAAUCCGUUGAAGAUUUUUCCUCAUAGAACUUCUAAGAAAAUUGAGAAUGAAAAUUCCAUGUCUAACUUGGAAACUUGAA